AUGGCAACUGGGGGACUUCAUGUUGAUACGUCCGAUGAGAUAUUUGAUUUCACAUGUUCACCUUGCGCGGAACAGAACAAAAAUAGGGAAGCUGUAAGAUAUUGUGUGGAAUGUCAGGAUUAUUACUGUCAGUCAUGCACGGACAUGCACAAGAUGUUCCCCGCCAUGAGAGGACAUAAACUCCUCAAUAAAGCUGAUUUUAACUCGUCAAGUCAUCAACAAAACUUGCCGCAGGUGCCGACGGAAAGGUGUAACGUUCAUAAGACAAAGGUAAUAGACAUGUAUUGUCGGGAUCAUGAUGAGGUCUGCUGUACAUCGUGUGUAGCUGAAAAUCACAGGCCAUGCAGCUCGGUAACGAGUAUAACCGAUGUCGUCAAGCAGAGAGAAGAAACCGAAAGAGACGUAGAAACACUCAUACAAGAAUUUAGCUCUUUGAAAAAAGUCUGCUUACAAAUAAAAAGUGGCGGAGAUGAAAGUAUGUCAAAGAUAGAUUUAGCAAAGGAAAUGGCAUAUGAGGCUAUCAAACACAAUAGAAAAGAGCUAGAAACUGUGCUUGAUCAACUUGAAAACACUUCAAGAAAACAAGUUGAACAUGAACACAGGAGGCUUUCAAAUCAGCAUGUAGAAGCGAAGCAAAAAGCUAUGGAACUUGAAAACCGGCUCACGAAGCGUAUUUCUUCACUUCAAUCUUCUACCAGUAACAAAGCGCAACAAUUCGUUUCUGAAAAACUUGGACUAAAAGAUCUUGCAGAAAUAUCCGAAAUCGCAAACACGAUUUUAAAAGAUACGAUGACAUGUUUUGAGUUUGCUACUGAUUAUCCUAGCAUACGUCAAAGUUUGUUAGAGAUUGAGUCACUUGGAGAGAUUAAAAGGCAUGGUCAGUGCCUUUUUGGUCCAAUGAAUACACUUUAUGAAGUCAAGGCC
Mercenaria mercenaria is the source of this 924-nucleotide messenger RNA. RefSeq names its product transcription intermediary factor 1-beta-like. Gene Ontology annotation, molecular function: zinc ion binding; ubiquitin-protein transferase activity. Gene Ontology annotation, biological process: positive regulation of DNA-templated transcription. Gene Ontology annotation, cellular component: chromatin; nucleoplasm. The record is from RefSeq and is a predicted model, not a curated record. NCBI's taxonomy places the organism in Eukaryota, Metazoa, Mollusca, Bivalvia, Venerida, Veneridae. The transcript has 2 exons. The annotation marks the transcript as partial.